AUGCCUUUGAAGCGCUCUGCUUCGAACACGUCCUCUAGCGGCUCUAAGAAAGCCAAAGGGGACAGCAACGCAGAAUCGGGCAGCCUCCGUACAAUGAAAAGCACGCGCUGGUCGCGCGUCUCCGGAUCUGGCAAUGCUGACGCUGCAUAUAAGUCCUCCAUCGAGGAUCCCGUGAAGGCAUAUUCCUAUGUAUGCGUCUGCCGGCUGCCGUUGGACGAUGGAGACGACCGAAAAGAUGGAGGCGAUCGGGGAGGCGAAGACGACCGUGAAAAUGAAGAUGAGGAUGAAGAGGAAACGUCCAAAACCCCUUGCGACGGGGGCAAGACAUGCCUGUGCAACAAAUCCGCAGCAGAGCACCCUAAUCAUUCUUUGAUUUUGACCAACGAUCAUGAGGGCUAUGGCGCGCUCGAGGUCGUGCAAAACUUGUUCAUUGACUAUGUCGAGGCCAUGUAUGAUUGGAAAGAGCAGUGGGCAGUUUGCGAGGCUUCAGCGAUGCUAUACAUGAGCGACGCUUUAGGCCCAUUGAACACCAUCGACGAUUCCUCUGCCGUCUACGCCACCCUUGUAUUGGCUGGCCGCACGUUCCUCGCGAUGCUCGCGCAGCUCGAGCACCUUGACCUCCUAAAGCCAGAUUCCGAGGUCAAAAAUCUCGGCUUCAUAAUGGCCCUCUACAUUAAGCUUGCUGCCACUGAGGACAUCCUUGACCUCGAGGAUGUCACCGACGAGAUCAAGAAGAAUAACGGAACGGACGAGACUUUCACCUUUGUUCGGUCGAAUUUCCCCUCCCACAUCCUCGCCUACGCUAAGAAAUACAACAUCAAGCUUGUCGGGCCCACGGACAUUGACGAGGUUGUCGAGGACCUGGAGGACGGGGCUGAACUGCCCGAGCGUGACGAGAAGCCAUUCGGUGACCCCUGGAACUUGAGUGGCGCUACCGAAGAGUACUUUGACAAUUACACCGGUUACUAUGACGGCAGGAAAGGGUGGAAAACUCGUCCUGGCGGCGACACCCUGGACAUUACCACCUGGAGUUCAGCAGAUCGCAAGAAGGCGAGCUUUGACGGUAAGGACCCCCUCGGUAAGGAAGAACGUGACGCCAUCAAGAAGGGGUUGGUCAUGUCUCUUGCUUAA
Aspergillus fumigatus Af293 is the source of this 1131-nucleotide messenger RNA. RefSeq lists its product as uncharacterized. Lineage: Eukaryota; Fungi; Ascomycota; Eurotiomycetes; Eurotiales; Aspergillaceae. The record is from RefSeq and is a predicted model, not a curated record.